GAGGCGGCCGCUCCCCCGCCCCUGCUCGCGGAGUGCCAUCACUUCCGGCGUGUGCUCCUGGCGUCCUGCCGCCGCGGAAUGGCGGCUCUACGGAGUUGGCUUUCUCGGAGCGUAUCCUCGUUUUUCAGGUACAGACAGUGUGUUCCAGUCGUGGCUAACUUUAAGAAGCGCUGUUUCUCGGAAUUGAUAAGACCAUGGCACAAAACGGUGGCUGUGGGAUUCGGGGUCACUCUGUGUGCAGUUCCUAUUGCCCAGAAACCGGAGCCUCAUUCUCUUAGUAACGAUACAUUAAUGCGGAGGGCUGUGUCUUUGGUAACAGAUAGCACCUCUACCUUUCUCUCUCAGACCACAUAUGCAUUGAUUGAAGCAAUCACUGAAUAUACUAAGGCUGUUUAUACCUUAAUUUCUCUGUACCGACAAUACACAAGUUUACUUGGGAAAAUGAAUUCACAGGAGGAAGAUGAAGUGUGGCAGGUGAUUAUAGGAGCUAGAGUUGAGAUGACUUCAAAACAACAAGAGUACCUGAAGUUGGAAACCACCUGGAUGACUGCCGUCAGUCUUUCAGAGAUGGCAGCAGAAGCUGCCUACCAAACUGGCGCGGACCAGGCCUCUAUAACAGCCAGGAGUCAAAUCCAGCUGGUGAAAUCGCAGGUGCAGGAGGUACGCCAGCUUUCCCAGAAGGCAGAAACCAAGUUGGCAGAAGAACUCCGACAGAAAAUCCAGGAGGACGGGAAUGAGAGGGCCGAGCCAGAGGAGCAGGAGGCCUACCUGCGUGAGGAUUGAGGCCCCACAGUGCUGCCCGCGUCUGCCCGCUCAUCCUGGGGAAGGCAAGGGCAGACGCCACCCGGCCCCGGGUUAGCACGGCUUCCUCUGUACAGAGAGGCAGUGGCAGGUCCUGCCCGGGCCCAUCAGACCAGAGGUCGCUGUGAGUGCCUGACCCCUGUCCCCACCGUCUCAGGCUUGUACUGGACCUGGCUCUUAGCCCAUGAGCUAAAUAGCACCCUAUUUAACAUUUCACCCCACUCAGCAGAGUUACCCUCUCACCCAUCCAUGGAUCUUUUUACCUCCCACCCAGAGCAUUUCACCAACCUGGCCAGAGAGAGGGGGCCUUCUCUGUCAUGUAAGUUCAGUAGCUGUUUAACCUCAGUUUUCCCAUCUUAUUUACAUUUUCUAAUACGAUUCAGUAUUUGCUUCCUCCAUAGGGACGUGAGUUUGGGGGGAAAAGGGAAACUAUCCUGUUUAUAAGAUUUCUUUGUGUUGAGUGUUUCUAAUGCCUUCUGGCCUCAGUGCCCUGUAAGGAUAUUCUCAGGCUGAGGAGCCAGAAGUCCAUUGUUCUUAUGGGACUGAAUAUGGAGUGUUUACCUGGUGCUCACAACAGGAUUUACUCCAACACACGCUUCUCAUUUCCCUUUUUCUUGGAGUUUCUCUAUUGUAUCUGAAGGAAAAUAAUUUUUUUGCAUUUAAGAGAGAAAA
This is a messenger RNA of Cervus elaphus (red deer), 1473 nucleotides long. RefSeq names its product diablo IAP-binding mitochondrial protein (gene DIABLO). Gene Ontology annotation, cellular component: mitochondrion. The transcript has 6 exons. The record is from RefSeq and is a predicted model, not a curated record. Bases 79 to 783 code for a protein of 234 amino acids. Gene Ontology annotation, biological process: intrinsic apoptotic signaling pathway in response to oxidative stress; neuron apoptotic process. NCBI's taxonomy places the organism in Eukaryota, Metazoa, Chordata, Mammalia, Artiodactyla, Cervidae.